Messenger RNA from Oncorhynchus kisutch (coho salmon), 5027 nucleotides. RefSeq names its product ribosomal protein S6 kinase 2 alpha. Bases 529 to 2793 code for a protein of 754 amino acids. The record is from RefSeq and is a predicted model, not a curated record. The transcript has 23 exons. Gene Ontology annotation, molecular function: ATP binding; protein serine/threonine kinase activity; magnesium ion binding. NCBI's taxonomy places the organism in Eukaryota, Metazoa, Chordata, Actinopteri, Salmoniformes, Salmonidae. Gene Ontology annotation, biological process: intracellular signal transduction; protein phosphorylation.
GCUUCAACGCUACAUUCUGGAGGCAGUACAGAACGAAGUCCCCAUUCCGAGUAAUCUCUCAUAAAUACAGAGAAGAAGAGAAGCUGUAUGCCUAUAAUAUAAUAGGCUGCGUCGUCGAUUAAUUAGGUUACAUGGACUCAAGAGAAAGCUGAUUAUUUUGGCGAAUUAAUAUAAUUGCAUAGCCUAAUUAACGGCUUGGAAACUCAGUCGGCUCUUCACUACAAAUCUGACCUAGGCUACCUGUGUAGAGGGGUUUGAUUUUACUCAUAUCCUGGAAUUGGUAUCAUCAAUAGUUUUCUCGUGUGUUUUUCAUUCGGGUUUAUAUUUGUUUGUAGCUAACGGCUCCCGAGUGCGACUGGAAUACGCGUCUGCACCGGGGAUUGAAUUGAUACAUCAUAACCGACCGGAAUUCAGAUUGUGAAUAAACAAGACAUUGUCCAGGGUAACGUAACCUCACUCUACAACCCAAUCCAUCUAGGCAAAUUGAACGUGUAUUUCGGUAGCAGGGAGCGAUACUAAACCAGCAUAAUGCCUCUUGCACAUCUUGCGGAGCCCUGGCCCCAAAUGGAACUAGUUACACUGGACUCAGAGAAUGGGCAAAGCGUCACUGAGGAUGGGGUCCCGCCUGCUGGUCACAAGGACAGGUCCCAUAUUACCUGGGUAGAGAAGGACUUUGCCAAUAUUACUGCCAAGGACAAUGAUGUCAUCAAGGAGAUCAACAUCACCAACGUGGUCAAGGAGGGCUCAGAGAAAGCCGACGCCCGCCAGUUUGAGCUGCUUAAAGUGCUGGGCCAGGGCUCCUUUGGCAAGGUGUUCUUGGUGCGGAAGGUGACACCUCCCGACGACAACGAGCUGUAUGCUAUGAAGGUCCUGAGAAAAGCCACCCUCAAAGUGAGAGACCGGGUGAGGACCAAGAUGGAGAGAGAUAUCCUGGCAGACGUCAACCACCCCUUCGUGGUCAAACUCCACUAUGCAUUUCAGACAGAAGGAAAGCUCUACCUGAUCCUGGACUUUCUGAGAGGAGGAGAUCUCUUCACCAGACUGUCUAAAGAGGUGAUGUUCACAGAGGAGGAUGUGAAGUUCUACCUCGCAGAGUUGGCUCUGGGCCUGGACCACCUGCAUAGCCUGGGCAUCAUCUACAGAGACCUCAAACCUGAGAACAUUCUACUGGAUGAAGAGGGCCAUAUAAAACUCACAGAUUUUGGCUUGUGUAAGGAGGCUGUUGACCAAGAGAAGAAGGCCUACUCCUUCUGUGGUACGGUGGAAUACAUGGCGCCAGAGGUGGUGAACAGGCAGGGCCACAUACAGAGCGCCGACUGGUGGUCGUUUGGGGUACUGAUGUUUGAAAUGCUGACCGGAUCGCUUCCAUUCCAAGGGAAGGACCGCAAAGAGACCAUGAACCUCAUCCUCAAGGCCAGAUUGGGAAUGCCCCAAUUCCUCAGUACAGAGGCCCAGAGUCUCCUCCGAGCUCUGUUCAAGAGGAACCCCAUCAACAGAAUGGGGUCCGGGACGGAUGGUGCAGAGGAGAUCAAACGCCACACGUUCUUCUCCACCAUCGACUGGAACAAACUGUUCCGGCGAGAGAUCCCACCCCCGUUCAAGCCGGCGGUGGCCCGACCAGACGACACCUUCUACUUCGACUCGGAGUUCACCUCCCGCACACCCAAAGACUCCCCAGGUGUUCCACCCAGUGCCGGAGCCCAUCAGCUCUUCCGGGGCUUCAGCUUCGUCGCCCCGGCCAUGCUGGAUGAAGAGGGGGCCAAGGAGCCGGCCAAGCCCACACCACACCCAGUGGUCCAGCAACUCCAUGGAAAGAACGUGUUGUUCAGCGAUGGCUACAUGUUGAAGGAGGACAUCGGCAUGGGCUCUUUCUCCGUUUGCAAGCGCUGUAUCCACAAAGCCACCAACACCGAGUACGCCGCCAAGGUGAUUGACAAGACCAUGACAGACCCCUCAGAGGAGAUUGAGAUCCUGUUGAGAUACGGCCAGCACCCCAACAUCAUCACCCUGAAAGACGUGUAUGACAAUGGGAAGCAGGUGUAUCUGGUGACAGAGCUGAUGAGAGGUGGGGAGCUGCUGGACCGGAUCCUCAAACAGAAGAUCUUCUCCGAGCGAGAAGCCAGCUCCGUGCUCCACACCAUCACCAAGACUGUAGAAUACCUCCACGCCCAGGGGGUUGUCCACAGGGAUCUAAAGCCCAGUAACAUCCUUUAUGUAGAUGAGUCGGGGAACUCUGAGUCUAUCCGGAUCUGUGACUUUGGUUUUGCCAAGCAGCUGAGAGCUGACAACGGCCUGCUCAUGACUCCAUGCUACACCGCUAACUUUGUAGCCCCGGAGGUGUUAAAGCGUCAGGGCUAUGACGAGGGCUGUGACGUAUGGAGUCUGGGAGUGUUGCUGUACACCAUGCUGGCUGGCUUCACGCCGUUUGCCAACGGGCCCGAGGACACUCCAGAUGAGAUCCUGAGCAGGAUAGGCAGCGGCCACUUCACCCUGACUGGAGGCAACUGGGAUGCCGUGUCGGAAGCAGCGAAGGACCUGGUGUCUAAGAUGCUUCAUGUGGACCCUCACCAGCGGCUGACCGCAAUGCAGGUCCUCAAGCACCCCUGGAUUGUCCAGAGGGACAAGCUAUCCAACAGCCAGCUGCAGCACCAGGAUGCCAAGCUAGUCAAGGGGGCGAUGGCUGCCACCUACUCUGCCUUGAAGAGCUCCCAGCCCACCCCGGAGCUCAAGCCCAUUGAGUCGUCCUUCCUGGCCCAGCGACGUGUCAAGAAGCUCCCCUCCACCUCUCUGUAGAUCCACCAGAGAGAGACCAUGAACACCCUCAGACUCUAGCUAGAACAUCAGCCAGUACAGGAACAUGUCACGGGACUGAAGAGACCGGUAGAUCCCCUCUAUCUAACCAGCCAAGGACCACUGACUGCUGUCUCCUUCCCUGGCAGUGAUAUCAAUACUCUGCUGCAGUCUCCUACCCUGCCAACGAUAUAACUACUCUGCUGUAGUCCCUUCCCCUGCCAAUGAUAUAGCUACUCUGCUGCAGUCUCCUCCUCUGCCAACUAUAUCGCUACUCUGCUGUAGUCCCCUGCCAACGAUAUCACUACUCUGCUGUAGUCCCCUGCUAACGAUAUCGCUACGCUGCUGUAGUCCCCUGCCAACGAUAUCGCUACGCUGCUGUAGUCCCCUGCCAACGAUAUCGCUACUCUGCUGUAGUCCCCUGCCAACGAUAUCGCUACUCUGCUGUAGUCCCCUGCCAACGAUAUCGCUACUCUGCUGUAGUCCUCUGCCAACGAUAUCACUACUCUGCUGUAGUCCUCUGCCAAUGAUAUCGCUACUCUGCUGUAGUCCUCUGCCAACGAUAUCGCUACUCUGCUGUAGUCCUCUGCCAACGAUAUCGCUACUCUGCCAACUUUAUCACUACUCUGCUGUAGUCCCCUGCCCUGCCAACGAUAUCACUACUCUGCUGUAGUCCCCCGCCCUGCCAACGAUAUCACUACUCUGCUGUAGUCCCCUGCCCUGCCAACGAUAUCACUACUCUGCUGUAGUCCCCUGCCCUGCCAACGAUAUCACUACUCUGCUGUAGUCCCCUGCCCUGCCAACGAUAUCACUACUCUGCUGUAGUCCCCUGCCCUGCCAACGAUAUCACUACUCUGCUGUAGUCCCCUGCCCUGCCAACGAUAUCACUACUCUGCUGUAGUCCCCUGCCCUGCCAACGAUAUCACUACUCUGCUGUAGUCCCCUGCCCUGCCAACGAUAUCACUACUCUGCUGUAGUCCCCUGCCCUGCCAACGAUAUCACUACUCUGCUGUAGUCCCCUGCCAGUGAUUUCGCUACUCUGCUGUAGUCCCCUGACAGUGAUUUCGCUACUCUGCUGUAGUCCCCUGCCAGUGAUAUCGCUACUCUGCUGUAGUCCCCUGACAGUGAUAUCGCUACUCUGCUGUAGUCCCUUCCCCUGCCAACGAUAUCGCUACUCUGCUGUAGUCCCCUGCCAACGAUAUCGCUACUCUGCUGUAGUCCCCUGACAGUGAUAUCACUACUCUGCUGUAGUCCCUUCCCUGCCAACGAUAUCACUACUCUGCUGUAGUCCCCUGCCAGUGAUAUCACUACUCUGCUGUAGUCCCUUCCCCUGCCAACGAUAUCACUACUCUGCUGUAGUCCCCUGCCCUGCCAACGAUAUCACUACUCUGCUGUAGUCCCCUGCCAGUGAUAUCAGUAGUUAAUCUUUCCUCUUGGAUGGGCUUCUGGGCAUGGUCACUUGAUGUCAAUCAACCUGGACUAGCAACAAGACAUGGUUGGGGAUGAGGGGGCAGUGGGGUAGGGGCAGGUUAUGACAAAUUUGUUAGCAGUAUAUUUAGGAUAAAAGGUGUGUGUGCGUGAGUUUGAGACAACCUGCUACCACGGAGGAUGUUGAUGAUCAUUGAGGAUGUUUCUGUUGUGUUUUUUGUUCUGCUGUCAUUUUGAUUGGCUCUGCAUCUCCCCUCAGCAUCGCUGUGAUUGGCUGUCGCUAAACUCUCUGCAUGUCUAUCUGUUUGGUGUGUCGUUCUCUCUCCAAUUGAUCAGCUUGCCAAAUCGAUUUGUGUGUUUUUGCUGUUUUACCAUUGAAAGCUGGAAGGGACAAUGGCACAAAACGAGAUCACAGUCCAUCACUAUCAUUUUCCUACAUUUUGAAUGAACAUUAAAAGAAAGAAAAAAACAUUUAGCCAUAAAUGCCUCUCGUUUUUGAGACUAUACUGGAACUAGGAAUUCUGGGUAAUGUAGUCAAUGCUAAUGUUUUUUCUAGGCCAAAUGUCUCACUCUCCAUUGCAUGACUUGCAGUGCAUAUAUAGUCCAGGGAAGGGUUCAGAAAGUUGUUUGCAUGGUCUGGUGCAGUGUGGCGUCAUGUUGCUUUGUCCUUCUCUUAUCUUUUCUUGGUGAUAUUUCCGAUCCUGAGAAGAAGAAAAGAUUUGAGAUAUGGCCAAAUAUUUUUAUUGUAAGAAAAAAUAAAAAAGAGAAAAUAAUAUCUGUAAUACCACUAACAAGGUGGCAUGUUGAAA